GUUUUACAAACAGAGUCAACUCCGAAUACGGUUUUAUUUAUAACAACUUGUAGACUUCCUGUAUCUGCAGUUGCAUGUAAGAGGAGAACAUUAAAUUUGGUUUCUUUAAUUAUCGCACUUCAAUUAAGAGUUACCACAGUAUACAAGACAGACUUAUAGUUCAUAUCGAAUUAAACCAAAUUAGAGAAAGGCAUGGAGAUUGGAAAGAUAGGACAUUCAUCUCUAGCAACAGAAUGAAUCUCUCUGAUAAAUCGAUUAAUCAGUUGGUAGAAGUUGUGAAAAUAGCUUUUGAAAGUACUGAAUAAAAAUCUAACAGUAUGGAAAACACAUCAGCUAAUGUAAGUGACAAAGAUGGAUCAGUUAAUAACAGUGAAAUUAGUCUAAAUUCGGCAGAUGAAUCAGCAACCCUCAGUUUGGCAAAUGAAUCUGACAGUACAGAUUCAGCUGAUGAGUCAGAUGAAAAGAGUAACAGUGAUGACAUUAGAGAGGAAAUGGAUCAUGAGAAGGAUCUUCCUCUCAUGUCAAAUGUUAAAGAUAUCCACAUUUCUCAUUACAUUUUACAAUUAAAAUGCCUGAUGGAGACAAGAGAACUGAUUGGUCAUGUGACAUUGUUAAGAUGUUGUGAUCAAGCUAGAUGUACAGAGUGUACUAAACAGAGAACUUUGAACCAGAAGAUAACAGUGAAAUCUAAAUGUUUAAAAAUUAUAGCAAGUCAGGAGAAGAAAAGCAAAUUUAAUAUUCAAAGAAUAGAAUCAGAGCACAACUAUAUUGAUGUUUUAAAUGAAAAUACUAGUACUAUGGUAUCAGGUCAAGUUAAAUUAGAAUCAUUAUCAGAUCACUCCUAUGAUUGUGCAGACAUGAUUUGUGCACAACAGUCUUCAUCACUGAAUGCUAAGAACAGUUCUUAUAUGUCAUCAAUGAAUUCUGUAAAAGUUAAUACAGAUCAUGCAAUCUCAUUAGAUGGCACUUUAGAAAAUUCUACAAAUGAUUUUAAAAUGAUUUUAGACUGUUGUGAUAUAGAAAUAGACUAUGUUGAAGAAUUAGAUCUGCCUCUGUACAUGUUUAAGGAUUUAGUUCAGAAUAAUUACAAUAAAGAUCUGAAUGAAAAUCUUACAUUGGUAACUAAAGCCCUGGGGAGAUUGAUGUGGGAGUAUGGGAGACAUUCAGUAUCAGUGUGGAAGGAGGGUGUGAAAACUGAGAGUCACUUUCCUAGUGUCAUUAGAAUUCAUUAUAGGACAAAGCCAACUGGACAGUCAUUGAAAUGGACUCUUGACCAGGACCAAAACUGGUGUGUAUUUACAAAUGGACACUGGAUCAACAACAGGUCCUUUUUCCCUUCCCAGGAUUCACCUACAGCCAUGGCUACGUGGCAAGCUGAAAUUGAGGUUCAGAAACAUCUAUCCGUUGUAAUGGGUGGAGAUAACCACGAAAUGGUCGCAAAAAGUGAUGAAGAUGGAUGGAAGAAAGAGUAUUUUAACAGUAGAAUGGAGAUGCCAAGUUCCACUAUAUCGUUAGCCAUUGGAUACUGGAGCUUUGUCACUAUACCAUUGAAGUAUAAUAAAGGAGAGUUGUAUAGGAAGCCUUGUCGAGUAGUAGGUCCAAGGUCAAUACUGUGUCAGUCAAUAACAGAACUACGAGAUUAUAUUCCUGUCUGUUUAGGAGAAGUUAAUAACAUAUUAGGACCAUACCCAUUCCCAAGACUUGAUGUAUUGAUAGUUCCACCAUGCUUUGACAGUCUUGGAAUGGCAAGUCCCUGUGUGAUAUACAUAGCCCAGUCAUUGUUGGCAGGAGACUGUUCAAUGUUUGUUAGAAUAGCCCAUGAGAUCUGUCAUUCAUGGUUUGGACUAGUUAUAGGUCCAAAGGAUUGGACUGAAGAAUGGUUAACUGAAGGAUUCUGUACCUAUAUAGAGGAUAUUCUCCAUCUUAAUGUUAUACAGGCAAAUGGUUUAUGUGAUGAAGCAGAAGUCAUUGCAGAGAAGCAGUUGAGAAUGUAUCUGAAGUACAAAACAUUACAGAAUGAACUUCUAAAUACCAGUGCAGACCUACAAACGUUAAGACCUAACAAAUAUAAUACUGAAUCAUCAACCAAUUAUGUUAAGGAUGGAAUGAAUCCUGAAAAAAGAUUUCUACAGGUUCACUAUUUAAAGGGCUACUUCUUGUUGUGUUAUCUAGAAUCCUUUGUAGGACUGGAAAAGUUUCUAAGAAUGUUACACUCUUAUGUCAUCACCUUUUAUAAAGAACUUGUAUCAUCAAAGGAUGUGAUCUCAUUUAUGUUUAAUGUCUUGCCAGAAUUAAAAGAUAAUGGUUUAACAGAGGAGAAGAUUUUGGAAGACUGGUUAGAUAAACCUGGUAUGCCAGAGGCUUUGAAGAAUUAUGAACUCAGUGACGGAAAUGUUCAACUUCAACAAGUGAAAAAACAGGUUUCUCUAUUGAGAAUGUCCUAUCCAACAGAAGGCAGUAGAAAGAGGAAGAGGAAACUAAAUAUGAAACCUAAACUGGAGAAUUUAUCUCCCUUACAGCUGGUUUUAUUUCUGGAGAUAUUGCUGGAGGAUGAGAAAAUUCCAGCUAAUCAACUGGUUAACAUUCGGACCAGAUAUCAAAUGAUGUCACAGAAUGCUGAUGUACAGCAUAGAUGGUGUGAGUUAGUCAUUAAACACAAAGUACAAAAAUGUUAUCAAGAUCUGAAAAAAUUUCUCUUGAAUCAUCAGGCUAUGGGUGUAUAUUUGUAUGGAGAAAUGGUUUUAUCAGGCUGUAAACAACAAAAGAAGUUGGCUGAAGAAUGUUUCAAUACGUUAAAAGAUCAUAUGGAGCCAGAUCCUUACUCAACUGUUAAAGCUAUGGUCUAUGGUACCUAAUCAUGAUGCUAAAGUGAAUAAUUAGCUCAAAGUAAUAAACUCUACAGAAAAGAAUAUCUGAAAAUUAUUUUCAACUUUCCAAUUGAAUAAUUCAAUGAAAUUAUUAAAAUAUUGCAUUGCUAAAGAUAUGAACACAUCAACAAAGCAAGACUUAAAAACAUUUCAUUGUUUCACAAUAGUUAUCAUAUUUAUUUGUUAUUGAUAUAAAGACAAUGUUUCACAUAAAAUAUUCCUAUGUAAUAUGUGUAGGUACUCAACUCACAAAGUUCUUUGCCUACCACAAUGUGACUGAUUUGACAAAAAGGUGUCGCUCUUCUUUGGGCAUUGAUUAUAGAAGAUCACCCGUUAACUAACUCAAUUUAAAAAGAUAAAGUAUAUUUUUCUGGUCUUUAAACCUAUACCCAUACUGUAUGGUCAGCUAUGAAAUCCUGACGUGACAAAUAUGAAACAAUUUGAUUGAGAUAACUAACAGCCUAAUUAGUA
Molecule: messenger RNA, 3338 nt
Organism: Mytilus trossulus (common blue mussel)
Lineage: Eukaryota; Metazoa; Mollusca; Bivalvia; Mytilida; Mytilidae
Product: aminopeptidase O-like
Exons: 16
Coding region: 318-2855 (845 amino acids)
Biological process (GO): proteolysis
Cellular component (GO): nucleolus
Molecular function (GO): metalloaminopeptidase activity; zinc ion binding
Source: RefSeq, a predicted model, not a curated record